UAAAUAAUUUUUCUUUCACAUUGUAUAAACAAUUUUUUGGAUUAUUCAACUAAAAAUUGUUUGUACUUUGAUUUAUGUAUACAUAGUUUUCUGCCUUCGAAUACGCUCACCUAUGGCUGAUUCCGGAAAUAUUGAUAGACCAGUGUUUGAUGCCUACCAAGUAGCUAUACUUCAAACUAAAACUGAAAACAUCAUACGUAAUGCUCGUGAACUAGUUGAGAGCAUUUCGGAGAAUAUUGAUCAAGAAAACCGUCGUGAAGGUCUUCUGCGAAUUCCGGAUGCUGUCGAUAGGGCUUACACAGUCGUAAAACCAAUUAUUGACUACCCUUUGGCCAGUGAGCAUUUAGAUAUGGAACUUGAGAAGGUCUAUACAGAAAUGGGAGCCAUUCGCCAACAAGUUGAUAUGUUUAAAAAUAUUCCACUGGCUAAUAUAGAUGUUGAUGGAACUGGCUUGCUUCACGUACUCAACUUAAAGCCUAUAAAUUUUCGUGCACAAAAAGCCAUAGUGGAAUCUGUUCGAAGGGACUUGCUUAAUAUUAAGCACAUUGGUGUAGUGGAAAAUAUUUCCCAUAUUGCGGAGAGACAACUUAGAAUCAUUAACCCAAAGAGCAAUGAUAUCCAUUGUGCGAAUAUAUUGAAAACUGAGCAAAAGGCAGAAAAAGAUGCUGAACAAGGCGGCGCCAGCAACUAAAUGAAAAAAAUGGAUUCAGUAAUGCAUGAAUGACAUUUAGGGUGUAGGUAGGCAUCAUCGGUUAAUAUACUUAUUUAGGAGGAGAAGUGCACCUUUAUGAGAACAAAUCAUGCAUCAUAUAUAUUAUAUAUAAAUUGAGGAACCAAAACUAAAGGCAGACAAACGUUUAUACAUAAAUCAAGGUUUUAUAGUUGUUAUUUGAGAAAAUAAAAAUUAUAGUUUUCGUUUCUGUUCAUAA
Messenger RNA from Teleopsis dalmanni, 929 nucleotides. RefSeq lists its product as uncharacterized. The record is from RefSeq and is a predicted model, not a curated record. The transcript has 4 exons. The coding region runs from base 113 to 691 and encodes 192 amino acids. NCBI's taxonomy places the organism in Eukaryota, Metazoa, Arthropoda, Insecta, Diptera, Diopsidae.